AUGUGCUUAGUUUGUAAUAUAGUGGUUGUGAUUAACACUGCAUUAUUAUAUAAGCUUAUUCACGCACUAGUCGCACCAAUAAAAGCUAGAAACAGUUUCCAGUCAGAGAACCAUGUAGUGUUGAAAUCUUUUUGCCCCAUUAAUUGCCCCAGCAAUCAGGCAACAGGAGUGGUAUGGCUACACAAAUUUGCAAAAACAAGUCAUAGCGGUUCAAGGUCGCGGCCGAGUCACACCGGCUAUAUAUUGGGCAGAACCUGUGCAACCGGCAUUCACUCGAACCUUACACGCCCAACUAUGAACGCCAAGGCCCUCCUUCUGCUCAGUUUGGCAGCCAUCGUUGUCGCAGACAGCCGUGAGAUUUACCGCCCACCUCAGGAAACCUCCGAGUCUUCCGAGGAAUCCUACGAGUCUUCGGAAGCCAAAUACAGCUUCAACUGGGCCGUCAGCGAUGACUCCUCAAGCAACGAGUUCGGACACCAGGAGGCCCGUGACGGCGACCACACUCAGGGAUCCUACUACGUGCAGCUCCCCGACGGCCGCCUGCAGACUGUCACCUACUUCGUGGACGGUGACUCCGGCUACGUGGCCGAAGUCAACUACGAGGGCGAAGUCUCCGACGAGUCUAACUCUUCCGAGUCUGAGGAGGAUACGUCAGGAUAUGAUUCAUAGUGAAAACUUGUUAGCAUAAUUGUCAUUUUUUAAAAAUUGAAUACUAAUCGUAAGUUUACAUGUUAUAAUAAACUAGGUUUUUAUUUUC
This is a messenger RNA of Penaeus chinensis, 757 nucleotides long. RefSeq lists its product as uncharacterized. Bases 1 to 669 code for a protein of 222 amino acids. The transcript has 5 exons. The record is from RefSeq and is a predicted model, not a curated record. NCBI's taxonomy places the organism in Eukaryota, Metazoa, Arthropoda, Malacostraca, Decapoda, Penaeidae. Gene Ontology annotation, cellular component: extracellular matrix.